AGUGCCAUUUUCCAUUUGGCUUCCGCAGAAUGUAACACAAAAACAGCACCGCUACACCAAAAGUCAAAUACAAAAUUAACCAUUGAUGCGAUGCGUUCGCGGUUUAGAGCUUUCUCUCAAAUGGGGUUCUCUAGAAAAGUUCGCACAGCAAAUAAUUAUCCAGUGAACUCCCAAGCAGCAAGUGAAAAAAUGGAGAAGAGUAUCUACACUAUUCUAACCAUGGACCGUUGGGACUCGCUCAAUCAUAUGGGGUAUAAAAUGGCUUCACUGAGGCCAAUUCAUGGGAAGUUAGCUUUGAAAUUUUUGAACUGGUUUAUUAAGCAACCCGGUUUAGAAUUCAGUCACAUUAUUCAUAUGUAUGGUAUAACUACCCACAUACUCGUUAGAGCUAGAAUGCAUGACUAUGUUAAGUCAAUUUUGAGGCAUUUAUCUGACAUAGGUGUUACGCCAAGUUCUGUUUUUGAGUCUCUUAUGGAUACAUAUCGUCUUUGUAGUUCGAACCCUUCUGUUUUUGAUGUUUUAAUUAGGGUUUAUGUGAGAAAAGGUACACUUAAUUAUGCUCUUCAGAUUUUCCAUUUGAUGAGUUCUCGAGCAUUUAAACCAUCGGUUUACACUUGUAAUAUGCUCUUAGCAGCGAUGGGGAAGCAGCAGAAUGCUGAGUGUGUAUGGUCGUUUUUCAAAGAAAUGAUUGCUAAACAUGUUUGCCCUAAUGUUGGUACAUUCAAUAUACUUUUACAAGUUCUUUGUGCCAAAGGAAAGGUCAAGAGAGCGAGUUAUUUGCUUGCGAAGAUGGUAGAGAGUGGUUAUAUCCCUGAUGUGGUUACUUAUAAUACUUUGCUUAAUUGGUAUUGCAAAAAGGGCAGGUAUAAAGAAGCUUUAGAAUUGAUCGAUUGCAUGAAUUCUAAGGGUCUUGAGGCUGAUGUUUGUACGUACAAUAUGUUUAUAGAUGACUUAUGUAGGAAUAAUAGGAGUUCUAAAGGUUAUUUACUAUUGAGGAAGAUGAGGAAGAGAUUGAUUGUUCCGAAUCAUAUCACUUAUAACACUCUUAUUAACGGGUUUGUGAAAGAGGGUAAGAUUGAUGUUGCAAUGAAGAUUUUUCAUGAGAUGCUGACAUUAAAUCUUUCACCAAAUUGUAUAACUUUCAAUGCUUUGAUUGAUGGGCAUUGUCUAGCAGGCAAUCUUAAAGAGGCUCAAGAAAUGCUGAAUGAAAUGGAGCUAAGAGGUUUAACGCCCAAUGAAGUUAGUUAUGGGGCUCUCUUGAACGGUUUCUGCAAGCAUGGCAUAUUAGAUUCUGCAAGAAAUAUCCUCAAGAAGAUGAAGUUUGAUGGAUUAUCUCCUAAUCAUAUUGCAUAUACAAUGUUAAUAGAAGGGAUGUGCAAAAUGGGGUCACUUGGAGAAGUUGUACCUUUACUUGAGGAAAUGUUUGAGAGGGGUAUAUGUCUUGAUGUUGUUGCAUACUCGGUGCUUCUAAAUGGAUUUUGUAAAGCUGGAAUGCUAAAUACAGCAAUGGAGAUAUUAAGUAAGAUGUACAGGUUUGGUGUUUUUCCAAACGAUGUGGUAUACUCUACUUUGAUCUACAACUUCUGUAAGCAGCAAGAUCCCCUAAAAGCAAUCAGAGUCUAUGCAAUGAUGCAAAAAUCAGGCCAUAGUCCUAACACUUUCAUAUGCAACUCACUAAUAUCUUCUCUUUGUACUUGUGGAAGAGUAAGAGAGGCAGAGGAUUUCAUGCGUCACAUGCAUAAGAUUGGUCUUGUUCCCAGUUCUAUUGCUUUUACUUCUGUUAUUGAUUGCUACGGAAGUGUAGGUGAAGGGUUAAAAGCACUAUCCUGGUUUGACGAAAUGAUUAACUUGGGUAGUCAGCCUAGCUUGUACACCUAUGCAAGCUUACUAAAGGGAAUAUGCAGAGGAGGAAACCUUACAGAGGCACUUGGGUUUUUUGAUAGACUCCGUGGAAUUUGCUGUGCUACAGAUGUUGUUGUCUACAACUCAUUGCUGGCUGAGCUCUGUAAGUUAGGCCACUUGCACAUGGCGUUAAUCCUUAUCGAUGAGAUGGUUCAGAAUAACGUGCUCCCUGAUAGUCAUACAUACACCAAUCUCCUAGCUGGCUUGUGUGGGAAGGAUAAGUUGGUUGCUGCAAUUCUUCUGUUGGGAAGAGCAUUAAAUAGAGGAAACCCCUCUUCAAACCAGGUCAUGUAUACGUGCAUCAUUGAUGGUCUUUUCAAGAGUGGCUUGCCUAAGGUUGCCCAUUACUUCUAUGAUGAGAUGACAAGGAGUGGACUUACCCCAGAUACAGUGGCACUGAAUGUGAUGAUGGAUGGUUACACAAAACAUGGUCAAAUGGAUAAGGUUAGCAGUUUCAUUUCUACAAUGAGACAGAGAAAUCAAAUGCCUUCCUUGGCUACAUACAAUAUUCUAUUACGAGGCUACUCGAGACAGAAAAACAUAUCUGAGUGCUCUAAGUUGUAUCAGUCACUUAGAAAAAAAGGUUUUGCUCCAGAUAAAUUAACAUGCCAUUAUGUGAUUUGUGGACUCUGUGAGUCGAGCCUGCUGGAUAUUGGAGUUAAGUUUAUGAUAAAGAUUAUUGUGGGAGGAACAGUGGCAGAUAAAUUCACAUUCAGCAUGAUUAUCAGUAAAUAUAGUGAAAGGGGUGAGAUGAAGAAGGCCCUUGAUCUACUUACUUUAAUGACUGCCGUUGGUGUUUCUCCUGAUGGAGACACUUACAACUCAAUAUUUAAGGGACUGAAAAGAACAUUGGACUUCGAAAAUUCACGUCGUCUCUUGCAUAAAAUGUUCGAAGAGGGCUUCAUCCCAAUUGACAGACAAUAUAGUAAUCUAAUCACUAGUAUGUGUAAAGUUGGAGAUGUAAAAGGAGCAUUCAAAGUAAAAGAUGAAAUGGAGUUGUUAGGUGUUAGUUCCCGUAAUGUAGCUGAGGGUGCGAUUAUACGGGGGCUUGUGCAUCGUGGGAAGAUGGAGGAAGCAAUGCUGGUACUUGAAUGUAUGCUUCGGGUGCAUCUAAUUCCAACUGUUGCCACGUUCACAACUGUUAUGCAUGGACUUUGCAAAAGUUCUAAGGUCUCUGAGGCCUUAAAAUUGAAAGCUACAAUGGAUCUUCAUGGUGCAAAGGCAGAUGUUAUUGUUUACAAUGUCCUGAUAACGGGCCUUUGUGCUGGUGGCUGUAUUGAUCAUGCGUUUGAUCUCUAUGAGGAGCUGAAAGAGAGGAGUCUGUGUCCCAAUGUUACAACUUUUACAGUUCUUGUCAAUGCCGUCUGUUCUGCAAACGAUCUUGCAAAGGGUGAAAGUCUUCUAAGUGAUCUGCAAGAGAGAGGAUUGGCAGGCGAAUAUUCAAGCACCGAAGCCUUAUGUGAAAGAUUGACAGUCGUGAGGGAGAAGCUAAAUGCUUUAAGAAAGAAGAAAAAGAAAAGAAGCUAAGUAUUGCUGUAGAAAGAACGAAAAGCUGAUCAAUUUAACACUGGGAACAUUUAUCUUGCUUGCUGGAGAUAAGGUCUCCAUGGCAGUCGGUCUCUAACUUAAACCAGCUUCAAUAAUUGAAAUCAGGCUAUCUGAUACAUCUGCAGCUUGAACUUUGGUCGCUUCUACCUUUUGAAGGCUAUUUCUGCGUUUGAUAUCCUUUUAGAUAUCCGUCAUACAAGGUGGUUAUAAGAAUUAUUCUGCAGUUCACGAGGUGGUGUACUGUAUACCGACACUGAUCUGUCAGAAUAGCUUAUGUGCUCUAGCAAGAUGUAUAGAGUUGAAAUCUUGCAUAAAUCACAGGGGAGCUUCAGCAUUACUAUAAAGAAGGCCAAUUGUGAAACAUAGCUGCUGUUCUCCGACUCUCUGCUAAAGUUCGAACAAAUCCUGCCUCCACCGACUUUCUGAAGUAGAGAUAAGGACUUGUUGAGUAUCGGAGUAUUGGAUGCUGAGAAGUCAUGAUCUUAAAGGUCAUGAUAUACGUUCAUCAGCCCAGCUUGUUCUCGAUUUGCUAGAAAAUGAACUCAGUAGCAAUGGCAGAUGCACUUCUUCUCAGACAGCUUACUGAGACCUCAUCAUAUCUGCGAAUUCUCAACAAGGCAGCUCCUUGAUAUACGGUGUACCGCAACAUCUUUAACAUAUGUAAACCUAAUAAUGAAGGCAUGCAGCUGCAUAAAGAUGUGGGUCAUCAACUUGCAGCCAUAUCUGAGGCAAUAGGAGGAAGUCUGGCGGAGAGAUAAAAUGUGAAAUGCCCAUUUGGUUUAGCUUAUUUUCUUUAUGCAGCAGACGAUUGUCUUUGUUCCCUUGGCAGAUAGAAAAUGUAGGCCAAAUACAUAGAUGGCCCCCUAAACUUGUCCCGAUAUUCUACCUGGCCACCUAAACUUGGCUAUGACCAUUUGAACACUUUAACUAUACCAAAACUGUCUCAUUUUGACACACUUUGCUUA
Molecule: messenger RNA, 4415 nt
Organism: Nicotiana tabacum (common tobacco)
Lineage: Eukaryota; Viridiplantae; Streptophyta; Magnoliopsida; Solanales; Solanaceae
Molecular function (GO): protein binding
Source: RefSeq, a predicted model, not a curated record